Molecule: messenger RNA, 1961 nt
Organism: Coffea arabica (coffee)
Lineage: Eukaryota; Viridiplantae; Streptophyta; Magnoliopsida; Gentianales; Rubiaceae
Cellular component (GO): plasma membrane
Molecular function (GO): protein binding
Source: RefSeq, a predicted model, not a curated record
ACUACUAACUCCGGUUGAUUUAUUUCAUCCGAGACCCACUAGCUGUCAAGCUCCUCUUGUUGUUCUUCGUGGACUUGAUGAAUUUAUACUAGAGAAGAAUGUGGCAAACAACAGUUGUUCUGGGCUUACCCUUCCGUCUCAUUUCCCAUUCUAUUUAACUAGUCUUGUAAUCCAUUUCACAUACUGCAGUAACCUUUUCUCGGGUCAUGGAAUAUUGAUCGGCUCUUGGAAUCUACGGGCUAUCAUAGUAGAACAAAAAUAUGCUGCCGGAUUAAGUCUUGACGCCACUAGCCAUGCACCCAAGUGUAAUUCUUUUGCCAACUCUCUUUGCUUCCCAAAUUGUGACCUGACCUUCCACUUCCACCAUGGACAGAAGGCUUUGUGAUGCAGCAUUGGAAGGAGAUGUUACCGCUCUUUGUCAGUUGCUUCAAGAAGAUCCACUUGCUCUUGCUAAAGCUGCUUUGAAGUGCGAGGAUAAGAAUCCUCUUCACAUAGCAGCAAUAUUGGGCCAUGUAGAUUUUGUAAAAGCAAUCUUACAAGUUGAUUUUGCUUAUAUUAUGUGUUUGGCCCGUGAUCAAGAUGGCAGAAACCCUUUACAUCUUGCUGCCGUGUAUGGCAGAUUGGAAGUCUUGCAAGAGCUACUUUAUGCAGGAUCUCAAGUUAAUUCUGCUCAUUCUAUGUGUUUGGCCCGUGAUCGAGAUGGCAGAAACCCUUUGCAUCUUGCUGCCAUGUAUGACAGAUUGGAAGUCUUGCAAGCGCUACUUGAUGCAGGAUCUCAAGCUAAUUCUGCUCAUCCUAUGUGUUUGGCUCGUGAUCGAGAUGGCAGAAACCCUUUACAUCUUGCUGCCAUAUAUGGAAGAGUGGCAGUCUUGCAAGUGCUAAUUCGCGUCGGAUUUCAAGCAGCUCUGGAGAAGACAGAUGGCGGAGGAACCAUUUUGCACCUCUGCAUCAUAUAUAAUCAGCUGGAAGCAUUGAAGAUGCUGGUCGACAUAUUAAAACAUCCAGAGUUUGAGAAUACAAAAAAUGAGGAUGGCAUGACCAUAUUGCACCUGGCCAUGUACUAUAAGCAACAUGAGACUGUGAAGUACAUAUUGCAGAAGAGCGGAGUUGACAAUGUCAAGUCUGAAUUGGCACGUCUUGGACAUACGACUGGGGCCAAGACAAGCAACUUUUCGACUGGAUUACAGCAUUUAAUAACCGAGAGUCGUAGUUGGAUACAGGUGGCAUGCUCAAUUAUUGCAACAAUGGCUUUUCAGGCUGCAAUGAGCCCUCCGGGAGGCGUUUGGCAAGACGAUCUAACAGUAGAUUCACAUGGUACCCCGGUGCCAAAUCCACACAGAGCAGGAGAAGCCAUAAUGGCAUAUACUCAUCCCCGAAGAUAUGAACUUUUCGUUUUCACAAGCCAAAUAUCCUUUUGGGCAGCUCUGUCGACAAUCAUCAUCACCAUCUGUGAUUUUACAGGAAGUUUAGCUCGGCUUCUGCUGUCGCUUUUGCUCUACAUAGCAAUUGUCACACUAACGACAACUCAUUAUAUAUCCAUCAUUUCGGUAUACCCUAAAUGCCUCACACAAAAGAGAAGUCAGCGCACAGCUCUGGCUGGAUUGGUGCUGCUGUAUGGUAGUGUUUGCCUUCUUGGUGGCAUGCUGGUUAUCGCAGUUGUUUGGAGGAAGCUCAAGAGGAAAGAUCCUGUACAGCUUAAUCAUCUAGGAGAACCUCGGGAUUCAGCUGCUGCUCAUGUGUAGUGCUUAUUAGCUUUCUGGAUUUAAGUAAUCUUUGGUGCCAUUCUUAAUCGGGAACUCCCCAAAUGGCCAUGGGGUGUGGUGCGUCACCCUUUCACAUUUAAACAGUGUAAUGCUGCUGAUUAAACUUUCAGGAUAUCUGCUAUAAUCCAUCUUAUACUACCACAUAUUUCAAGUUUGAGCAGCGAAUAAAUAAAAAAUGAUGAAUCCUAUUCUCCAUCA